AUGUCACUCGUCCACCUCUCAAACGUGUGCUCGCAUCUCCAAAAUGCCUCCAAGGCCCGCCUGGGCCUAACGUCCGUCCCCUCCUCCAACAUGAUCCUCCGGCUCACACUCGCGCUACAAACCUCCGGCUUCCUGUCAACGGUAGCACGCGGCGGCCUUACUCCUCCACCUUUCGACGCCCUGUCUACGUACGUCCCCGAACCCGUCACACAAGAGAAUAUCAGCACGCGGCGGUUGUGGCUCGGCUUAAAGUAUUGGAACAAUGAGCCCGUGUUGAGCCAGAUGAGUAUGGUGAGCAAGCCUACAAAGCGGAUUUGGAUGGAUGUCGAGGGUCUGGGGAGGAUCGUCCGCGGAAGGGAGGCCGGGUUUGUGAAGGGGCUGACGAAGCCCGGGGAGUGUAUGUUUAUCAGUACGGAUAGGGGGAUUUUAGAGGCGAGAGAAUGCGUGGAGAGGAAGGUUGGAGGGAUGCUGUUAUGUAGAGUUUUGUAG
Venustampulla echinocandica is the source of this 489-nucleotide messenger RNA. RefSeq lists its product as uncharacterized. NCBI's taxonomy places the organism in Eukaryota, Fungi, Ascomycota, Leotiomycetes, Helotiales, Pleuroascaceae. The record is from RefSeq and is a predicted model, not a curated record. The transcript has a single exon. Bases 1 to 489 code for a protein of 162 amino acids. Gene Ontology annotation, molecular function: structural constituent of ribosome. Gene Ontology annotation, biological process: translation. Gene Ontology annotation, cellular component: mitochondrion; ribosome.